ACCUGCUGGAGUGACUGUAGAUGACAACGUGUUACUGUCGCGUGUGUUCCAGCAUCAUGGAGGAGAGUCACUGCAGUCCCAGGUUCAGUGGUCUAACUCCGCCACGCGCUCUCCGCUCUGCACUCAUCCGGUCACAACAACAACCACCGACCGCCCCGCGGCCCGGACCGAGCCGGACCUGAACCCCAACAUGUCCCUGCAGCUGCCUCCGUGCGUGAUAGACUGCGGGACCGGGUACACAAAGAUCGGCUAUGCUGGAAACACAGAGCCACAGUUCAUCAUGCCCUCCUGCAUCGCCAUCAGGGAGUCGGCCAGCGUGGGAGAACAGGCCCAGAGGAGGCUCGUACGAGGAGUCGACGACCUCGACUUCUACAUCGGAGACGAAGCCGUGGACAAACCUAACUACGCAACUAAGUGGCCGAUCCGUCAUGGGAUGGUGGAGGACUGGGAUCUGAUGGAGAAGUUUAUGGAGCAGGUUAUCUUCAAAUACCUUCGAGCUGAACCUGAGGACCACAGCUUCCUCAUGACAGAGCCUCCUCUCAACACUCCAGAGAACAGAGAGUACCUUGCUGAGAUCAUGUUCGAGACUUUCAACAUACCUGGACUCUACAUCGCAGUACAGGUGAGACACAGGCAGGCGGUGCUGGCACUGGCGGCGUCCUGGACAUCGCGACAGGUGGGACAGAGGACCCUGACUGGAGUCGUCAUCGACAGCGGAGACGGAGUGACACACGCCAUCCCUGUGGCUGAGGGCUACGUGAUUGGCAGCUGUAUAAAGCACAUCCCCAUCGCAGGGCGGGACAUCACCUUCUUCAUUCAGCAGCUGCUCAGAGAAAGAGAGGUGGGGAUUCCUCCAGAGCAGUCGCUGGAGACAGCCAAGGCCGUCAAGGAGCGGUACUGCUACAUCUGUCCUGACAUAGUGAAGGAGUUCUCGAAGUACGACUGUGACCCGGAGAAAUGGAUCAAACAGUUCAGAGGAGUGAACGCCGUCAGUCAGAACGCCUUCCACAUCGACGUGGGCUACGAACGCUUCCUGGGCCCUGAGAUCUUCUUCCACCCCGAGUUUGCAAACCCAGACUUCAUGCAGCCCAUCUCUGAUGUCGUUGAUGAUGUCAUCCAGAGCUGUCCAAUUGAUGUGAGGAGACCGCUCUACAAGAACAUUGUGUUGUCUGGAGGAUCCACCAUGUUCAGAGACUUUGGCCGACGGCUGCAGAGAGACCUGAAGAGAGUGGUGGACGCCCGACUGAGACUGAGUGAAGAGCUGAGUGAAGGACGGAUAAAGCCGAAGCCGAUGGAGGUUCAGGUCGUCACACAUCACAUGCAGCGUUACGCCGUCUGGUUUGGAGGUUCCAUGUUGGCGUCGACGCCGGAGUUUUUCCAGGUGUGUCACUCGAAGAAGGAUUACGAUGAGAUCGGCCCGAGCAUCUGUCGUCACAACCCCGUGUUUGGGAUCAUGUCCUGAUGAUGGCGGCUAGCCUGUCAGCCUGCUACGUUGUUAGCCUGUUAGCCUUUCAGCCUGCUACCCAGUAGAUAAACAGUUUGCCUGUUGCCUGUUAGCCUGCAGGCUCUGCAGCUUACCUGUUAUCUGCUAGCCACCAGCCACUUAACCAAUAGCCUGUUGCAAUAGUCUCUUGCUCUGUUCAGUUUUUAGCCUGCUAGGCUAGCAUACUGUUAGCAGGCUAGCUUAGCCUCAUCAAGCACACACAGGUCUGCAGACAGUUAGAAAACAGUUUCCUCUCAGACAGCGAUCAGACACCUGAUCACUGAUUCAGGACCAGUGUCUUCACCUCCGUCCAGAUGAGUCUGCUGCAGCACGAACAUCUGGAUGAACGACGGAACGACGGAAUCAAAGUUCUGUCCCCUGAACAGAAAAAGCAAAGGAUAGAAUCACCUUCUUCUCUGUUUGAGUUCUGCUGUGACCUCCUCUCUCCUCUUCACCUCCCUGUUCAGUCACUUGCUGUCUGUCAGUGUGUUAGCUAGUUAGCCUGUUAGCCUGUUAGCCUGUCUCCAGCUGAGAUUUAACGUGUUGAUGUGGAAUGAAUGGGUCCACUCUCUGAGGAGGCAGCCUUCAUAAAGGGUUUAUAAACUGUAAUCAAUAUAGUUAUUAAUGUUAAUAAAAAGUAAAGUUUGGCAGGAUCUUCCACAACCUGGCAACCUAAAAGUUCUUCUUCUUGUCUUUUAAGAGAUGAAGCAGUAAAUGAUUAAUUAACAGUUAAUUAAAGCCUUUACAGACGCUGCCUCCUCACAUGUUCUGGUGUACAGCUACAACUCUGUGUCUGUUACUAAAUGAUCCUUACUUUACUUUGCAGAGAAGUGAAUGUGACUGCAGUGAUUCUACAGUCUGAUAUUUAGUUGUUGUGAGUCACCUGACAGAUUGGGUUAGUCGGACAUGUGAGCUGAUGGAGGACGUGUAGCCAACAGUGCAGCUCACUGAAUCUACAGCAACAUUAUACCUCCUGUUUACAUCCCAAAGCAUUAUGGGAAUGUUUUUCCUGUUGCCCUCACUAUCACAGUGAACAAAUAUUAUUAUUCACCAUCUAUGAAGUUGCACAUAAAAAGACACAACUAGAAACUGUAGUGACUGUGAGUUCAUGCUGGACUAUAGAGUGUGACUGGUCCGAGGGAAACAGGUCAGCAGUGACAGCUGUUUGUUUGUUUGUUUGUUUGUUUGUUUGUUUGUUUGUUUGUUUGUUUGUUUGUUUGUUUGUUUGUUUGUUUGUUUGUUUGGCGUUUGUGUGUGCCUGUGCGUGCGUGUGUGUGCGUGUGUGUGUAUGUGUGUGUGUGUGUGUGUGUGUGUUUGUGUGCGUGUGUGUGUGUGUGUGUGUCAUAAACUACUGUUCUCAGAUUGUUUAUAUUUCUAAAGAUAAAGAGUUUAUCAGAGAAUUAACAUGGCUUAUAAAGUUAAAUAUAGAGACACACACACACACAUAUAUAUAGAUAUAUAUUUACUGUAUAUACUUCUGAGAGAGGCAUCAAACUGAUCCAGGAACAGGUCAAAACCACAAGCAGCACCAUAGGCUGGAGUAUGGUGUGUUCAGGUACAAUCAUGUAAAGCAAAUUUUUUGUAGAAAUACAGAAUCUGUACUUGUUUUCUUUAUUUGGAUCUGUUUUAGCACAAAAUACACACUUGGACUUGGUCUCAACUUGGACUUGUUGGACUUGACUUUGACUUCUCGGUCCUUACGUGGACUUGUUGGUCUCGGACUUGUCGGUCCUGACGUGGACUUGUUGGUCUCGGACUUGUCGGUCCUGACGUGGACUUGUUGGUCCCGUCUUCUCGGUCCUGACGUGGACUUGUUCGUCUCGGACUUCUCGGUCCUGACGUGGACUUGUUCGUCUCGGACUUCUCGGUCCUUACUUGUCGGUCCUGACGUGGACUUGUUGGUCUCAGACUUCUCGGUCCUGACUUGGACUUGUUGGUCCCGUCUUCUCGGUCCUGACUUGUCAGUCCUGAUGUGAACUUGUUGGUCUCGGACUUCUCGGUCCUUACUUGUCAGUCCUGACGUGGACUUGUUGGUCUCGGACUUGUCGGUCCUGACGUGGACUUGUUGGUCUCGGACUUGUCGGUCCUGACUUGGACUUGUUGGUCCCGUCUUCUCGGUCCUGACUUGUCGGUCUUGACGUGGACUUGUUCGUCUCGGAGUUCUCGGUCCUGACGUGGACUUGUUGGUCUCGGACUUCUCGGUCCUGACGUGGACUUGUUGGUCUCAGACUUCUCGGUCCUGACGUGGACUUGUUGGUCUCAGACUUCUCGGUCCUGACUUGUCGGUCCUGAUGUGAACUUGUUGGUCCCGUCUUCUCGGUCCUGACUUGUCGGUCCUGAUGUGAACUUGUUGGUCUCGGACUUCUCGGUCCUUACUUGUCAGUCCUGACGUGGACUUGUUGGUCUCGGUCUUGUCGGUCCUGACGUGAACUUGUUCGUCUCGGACUUGUCGGUCCUGACGUGGACUUGUUGGUCUCGGACUUGUCGGUCCUGACUUGGACUUGUUGGUCCCGUCUUCUCGGUCCUUACUUGUUGGUCCUGACGUGGACUUGUUGGUCUCGGACUUGUCGGUCCUGACUUGGACUUGUUGGUCCCGUCUUCUCGGUCCUGACUUGUCGGUCCUGACGUGGACUUGUUCGUCUCGGACUUGUCGGUCCUGACGUGGACUUGUUCGUCUCGGACUUCUCGGUCCUUACUUGUCGGUCCUGACGUGGACUUGUUGGUCUCAGACUUCUCGGUCCUGACUUGGACUUGUUGGUCCCGUCUUCUCGGUCCUUACUUGUCGGUCCUGACGUGAACUUGUUGGUCUCGGACUUCUCGGUCCUUACUUGUCAGUCCUGACGUGGACUUGUUGGUCUCGGACUUCUCGGUCCUGACUUGGACUUGUUGGUCCCGUCUUCUCGGUCCUGACUUGUCAGUCCUGACGUGGACUUGUUGGUCUCGGACCUGUCGGUCCUGACGUGGACUUGUUGGUCUCGGACUUGUCGGUCCUGACUUGGACUUGUUGGUCCCGUCUUCUCGGUCCUUACUUGUUGGUCCUGACGUGGACUUGUUCGUCUCGGACUUCUCGGUCCUUACUUGUCGGUCCUGACGUGGACUUGUUGGUCUCUGACUUCUCGGUCCUGACUUGGACUUGUUGGUCCCGUCUUCUCGGUCCUGACUUGUCGGUCCUGAUGUGAACUUGUUGGUCUCGGACUUCUCGGUCCUUACUUGUCAGUCCUGACGUGGACUUGUUGGUCUCGGACUUCUCGGUCCUGACGUGGACUUGUUGGUCUCGGACUUGUCGGUCCUGACUUGGACUUGUUGGUCCCGUCUUCUCGGUCCUUACUUGUUGGUCCUGACGUGGACUUGUUGGUCUCGGACUUGUCGGUCCUGACUUGGACUUGUUCGUCUCGGACUUCUCGGUCCUGACUUGGACUUGUAGGUCUUCCAUUCCUUGCAGCCUGGAGUGAAGCGGUUCACAUCGUUACCAUACUCAGGACAUCAGUGCUGUUCAGGAGCAGCUCUGUCAGCCCUUCAGGUAUAUGCAGGCGUGUCUGUGAAGAGCAGCUGUUUGAUGUAUUGAUUAUCACACCUGAGCAGCUACGUGAUAACAGGUGACCUUGUGGUUUGGACCUGAGCUUCUGGUCUGUCUAACGGAUUUAGUUUUCUGGUUUGAUGGAUGUGAACGAUCUGUGGUUUGAUACUGAGCUGCUGUCAAUAAACCCUCCACCUCCAA
Molecule: messenger RNA, 5201 nt
Organism: Seriola aureovittata
Lineage: Eukaryota; Metazoa; Chordata; Actinopteri; Carangiformes; Carangidae
Gene: actr3b
Product: actin related protein 3B
Exons: 13
Coding region: 191-1462 (423 amino acids)
Cellular component (GO): actin cortical patch
Molecular function (GO): actin filament binding
Source: RefSeq, a predicted model, not a curated record